Messenger RNA from Eublepharis macularius, 2252 nucleotides. RefSeq names its product transmembrane protein 125 (gene TMEM125). NCBI's taxonomy places the organism in Eukaryota, Metazoa, Chordata, Lepidosauria, Squamata, Eublepharidae. The transcript has 2 exons. The coding region runs from base 445 to 1125 and encodes 226 amino acids. The record is from RefSeq and is a predicted model, not a curated record.
GAACUGGCACCUGUUGCUUGACAGGUAGACUCAGGCACAAUGGAAGACAAGAGAUUUUAAUGUUAUCCUCAGGCCAAAUCCUGAGAAUUGUCCUAGCUGGAAGACAAACUCUAUGGCCUAAACAGCCUAGCAAGCCUGAGCAAAAGAAAUUUCCUGUCCUCUACAGUGAAUCAGCUACAGAUAAAUGUCAAGAACUUGGCAAGAUUAGCAGCAAAUGAGCUACAGAACACUCCCAACUUUCACUUACUGUCCCUAGGCCCCAAAAUUCCACAUCCUUGGUGCGCUGCAUCCAAACCACACCACUGGAACCUGCUAAUACUCAGGCUGUUCCCAUCCGACUGAGAAAUGACACCUCCACCUGCCUUGCUGUGGUCCUAACAGCCACUUGAAGUAGUGGCUCCCCUGCAUUACCUACUGUAUGCAUGAGCUGAUCUGGUGUCUGCCAUGCCCGAACUACAGCAACUGGGUGCAUCUAGACCUCCUGCUAAUGCUGGGCAGAUCCAGAGGAACAUCCUGGAAGAGCAUGUGGAGCUGUGGUGGUCCCAGCAGCCCAAAAAAUCUUUUCUUUGCUACGGGGUGGCUGUAGCACUCAUCCUGGCCUGUGGGGCGGGUGGCAUUGCCCUGCUGUACAGUACUAGCAGCCGUUCUGGGGAAUGGAGACUAGGAGUGGGCACCACACUCUGCUUGCUGGCACUCUUGGUAUUAUUGAAGCAGCUGCUGAGCUCAGCCAUCCAGGACAUGAACUGCAUUCGCAGCCGGGAACAGGUUGAGCUGCUGAAAAGCGGCGGUGCCUCAGACUGUGCUGUGCUGCUCUUGACAGCUCUGGUGCUACUGGUGUGUGGGACUGUCCUCACUGCACUUUCCUCUACUGCUACCACUAGCAGCAGCACUGGCACCCACACCACACGCCCCCUUGCCAGCAUGUUCAUCAGCGGCAUUGUGCUCACAGCCUCUGGAGCUAUCCUGUUGCUCAGCCUACUUCUUUAUUUGAUGUGGACCUCCUGUCACUCCACCACAACUCAUACCCGUGAUGCUGGCAAUGACAGAGCCCUCUUCACAAUAUCAGGACGCAUUGCAGCCAAUCAACAGCUCGCCACUACCUCCAGCACAGCCAACCUUAUUUAAGCAGUAGCGCCUGCCUCUGAUUGUGAAUAAGGUGGCUUUAACAGACACAGAACUGGUAUUUGCACUUUACUUCAAACAAACUACCCUGAAACAAAGGCAGUUUCCUGAAAUGUGAUGGAACUACAAACUUGCAGUGCCAAGACUGCCACCUUGGCUUGUUGAGCAGGCAAUGCAACCCACAAAAAGUCUUGCUGUUGAAUGCGAAGUCAGUAUUGUAUGAGCAGAGGAAUGGUUCCAAAGGAAUAGUUUCUGGCAUUAAAAAAGUCUCCCAAGUGGCUAGAGGAUGGCUGAGUUCUGAGGGAUGCAUCACUUUCACCAGUUUCUCUGAAAAUUCAAUAUAGCUGCAACUUAGCUUCUGAGCUAUUACCAGGCAUUGGUCCCUUGUGUUCAUGUGUAGCAGUCAAAAGCCUAAAAACAUGCUUGAAAAAUGAAAGCUGCAUUUCUCAGGAUAAUGAAUUCUGUGCCCAAUUCCCAUUUUUGCACGUGUGUAGCAUGAUUGUCUGAAUCACAGAAUGCACACAGCUCUGUUUUGACCAUCAUAUGCAGACAAAGGGGUAAUUACAAGUAGGUUAAUUUUGCAUUGAAAAUCUGCUUCAUGAGGGGUUUUUUUGGAACCACAACACUGAUAGUGGCAAAGCUCACAGUCUACCACCCUCAUCUGGCACUUGCCAAUGGGGAGGGAUGACUAAGGAUGACUUGUCCUGGUCUGGGACUGGUAUAUGAAUUGGGGUUUAGAAACAAGGCUACAGAAAUGUUUAUCAAGACUGUAACAUAUAGUGAGUGCAUGCACAGAUAUGCAGAAGCGUAGGUAUAUAUGUGAUGGUACUUUGACUAAGAUGUACAAGUGCCAAGACCAGCUGCUAUAAAUGAGCCUAAUAUACAGGAUGUGAAGAAUUUAAUUCUACUUGGCUUACUGAAUUACUCAGGAAAUCUCUGUUCACUGGAAGCUAUUAGGAAUGACUGAGCUUGUCAUGAAUAUCUUGCCCUUGACCCAGACAGUGAUAAGUUUAAGUUCUCUAGCCUGACAGUUACCAUCUCUAUCCAUUCCCAGUUAUGACACUUUUUCAAAUGGCUGUGAAGUAGAUUCACAACUGUAAUAAAAAUAAAUAAAUCUGAUUAUAACUACA